GAUUGGUUCAAUCAAUGGGGCAUAUUUGGGAAACUCAAAAAUAUGUAUGCCUCUUUUCUCUCUCUCUCUCUCUCUCUCGUCAAAUGGUCCUCACUUGGCUUCUCAAAAAUAUAGCUCACCACCGCCCACCUUCACCCCCCCCCCCCCCUUCUCUCUCUCCAUCCUUAAAGAACACAAUAUUUCCCUCAUAGAGAGCAUGUUGAGGAUUGGAUUCAGAAACAUCAUUAAUGGCUUCAUAUGUAGAGCCUCACUUCCUCAGAGCUUUUAUAACAGGGAAUUAUCGACACAAACUGGAAGGCUGAAAGGCAAAAUAGCAUUGAUCACUGGGGCAGCAAGCGGUAUCGGGAAGGCAGCUGCAGCGAAAUUCAUCAGUAAUGGUGCCAAAGUCGUCAUUGCUGAUAUACAACACCAACUAGGGCAAGCAACGGCGAAUGAGCUUGGACCCAAUGCUACUUUUAUACCCUGUGACGUAACGGAAGAAUCAGAUGUAUCCGAUGCUGUUGACUUUACCGUCUCCAAACACAAACGACUGGAUGUUAUGUACAAUAAUGCUGGGGUACCUUGCUACACGCCUCCGAGCAUUGUGGACCUUGACCUUGCCAUUUUCGACAGAGUUAUGGGCAUCAAUGUGCGAGGAGUCUUGGCCGGCAUCAAACACGCUUCGCGUGUGAUGAUCCCUAGUAGAACUGGCUCCAUUCUGUGCACAGCUAGCGUAACUGGAAUGAUGGGUGGACUAGCUCAACAUACUUACAGUGUGUCCAAGUCUGCUGUCAUAGGAAUUGUUAAGUCCAUGGCAGCUGAGCUAUGCCAGUACGGAAUUCGUGUCAACUGCAUAUCACCUUUUGCAGUUCCGACUCCAUUUACACUAGAUGAGAUGAGCCAGAUUUAUCCACAAAUUGAUGCCGAGCAGCUCGUCAAAAUGAUACAUAGUUUUGGUGUGCUCGGCAAAGCAACAUUGGAACCAGGUGAUGUAGCCGAUGCCGCAGUCUAUCUUGCAUCAGAUGAUGCAAAGUAUGUUAGUGGGCAUAAUUUGGUGGUAGAUGGAGGUUUUACAUCAUUUAAGAGAUUGGAACUUCCUAAGAGCUAAAGGCUUAUAAAUGCUGCUCAAAGGAUAUAUUUUGGAAAUUGAAGUACGAGGUAUAUUUCAAGUUUCUUCUAGUUUUUGACA
Molecule: messenger RNA, 1168 nt
Organism: Gossypium arboreum
Lineage: Eukaryota; Viridiplantae; Streptophyta; Magnoliopsida; Malvales; Malvaceae
Product: short-chain dehydrogenase reductase 3c-like
Exons: 3
Coding region: 47-1087 (346 amino acids)
Molecular function (GO): oxidoreductase activity
Source: RefSeq, a predicted model, not a curated record